Molecule: messenger RNA, 2740 nt
Organism: Bombyx mori (domestic silkworm)
Lineage: Eukaryota; Metazoa; Arthropoda; Insecta; Lepidoptera; Bombycidae
Product: transmembrane protein 209
Exons: 9
Coding region: 159-1505 (448 amino acids)
Cellular component (GO): membrane
Source: RefSeq, a predicted model, not a curated record
CUUGUACAAUAGACGAUGAGAAGAAUUUGACAUCUGACAGAUUUACCAACAAAAAAUAAUGCCGGUUUCGAAUUAAAAUUGGUCCUAAUUAAUGGCAGAGAGUAGUUAAACUUAACUAUUCCCACCUUCUCAUUUGAUGUUUGACAUCAAUAAUCGAAAUGUCCCUCAGUCCAAAUUCUAGCCUUGUGAGGCGCACGAUUGACUUGAAUUAUGAAAAUAAGAAGCGUGCGAACUCUCUAAAGUGGAUCGCGGUCAACGGCAUAUUGUUCGCAAUAUUCAUAUAUGACUUAUCAUGCAAAUGCCCAGGGUACACAUCAAUCCUGCAUUAUGUUGAGCUAGGCCUUGCUACGGUACUGGCUGCUAACCUUAUCCAACACACACUGCAAUUGUUGCCAAGACGAGCUGCAUCUGUUGCCAUCUCACCUACUCAACAGAAGUUACUAGGUCUUAGUGAUGCUGAUCUGGAUUCGUCAUUCGUAAUAUCAAAAGCGGACAUCAGUAGUUCCAGUGCUGUGAAGGAUGAUGAUGCGUGGCCAGUAGAUGCACUGUCUAUAUCCUCUCGCAUGCAACAAGCUCGAGACACGUCUCCUCCUUCUUCACCCCCAUCUCCUAAUUCGCCUCCCUCGCCUCACUCUCCACAUAUAUCUCCUCGGAAUAGAUCAUCUCCCCUCACAAAUUCACCACACUCACCUGAACGGUUUGCGAAAGACGAAUUUAUCUCUGAUAGUCGGGGCUUAGCUGAUUAUCUUAGACAGUAUGAGGAGCGCAGUCGAGCCGAGGAGACGACCGCGACCGAAGUCCCCACGUGGGGCCUGCAGUUGGCGCCCGCGCACUCUCCCGCCCUGCACUAUCAACUGGCCACUGAAGCUUUUCGUAGUUCAGAGGAAGGAGGCCCGGUGCCGGCCCUAAGGAGGCUGCAACUCGACCCGCAGAGGCUCACACAAUUCAAUCUUAAUCUGAGACUGUGGAUCCACGUGACAAUCCUCGAGCGUCUGGCAAAUGAGCUGGACCGGCCUGAUGCAGGGCAGGGACUGGCUCCAUUCCUAGCUAUACACACUGACCAACAGUAUCUCAUCAAGCGGAUCAAAGAACUGUCCCGGGGCGGGUGCAUGAGUGCUUACAAGUGGGACGGAGGUAGUUCUGACUGGGACGAAUCCAGGCCUCCCGAUGCGGAGCUAGUGCUUCGGCUAGUGGCCACAUAUCUAGACACUCAGCUUCCUUCGAACGGUGGAACCAAGCCCUUCACGGACGGACAUCUCUCUGUGGCACCCAACCCUCCACCGAGGGGGCCCAGAGUUUUGGGGAUUCAUCGAGUGACAAUGAGGCCUCCACACUAUGUGCUGGUCUUGGAGGAGGAAAUUGUUGAGGUGUGUCGGGGCCGCAACAACAUGCUGCACACGCUGCUCAUGUUCGUGGCGGCGGCCGCGCGCGCCCAGCCCCCCGCGCUGCGCCGCGUGCACCUCGGCCGCGCAGGACUCAACAUGCUGUGGAUCAUCGGCCGCUGAACGCAUCUGUGUGCUCACUCAGAGUCUAACGUUCUCGAUAACGUUAAAGUUAACUCAAAUAUGUAUGAAGUUGGAACAGCGCCCCUGGCGGCAAACGUACGCAAACGUUCCAACUUCGAAGAUUUUGAAUCAACUUUUACGCUGUCGAGAACGUUAGAGACGCGCACUAAGCACACAAGUCAUUAAUAGUUAAAGUAAUCAUCCUCAAUCCUGAUAAUAGUACUGGUUAUUGUAUUGUUAGUUAUAGUUAUUGUACUGUCGUCAGUCUUUGAUAUGAGUGCCAAUUUACAAAUUAAUCAAAAUUCAGUUUCUUAAAAUUUCGUUGAAAAUUAAAAUUGGAUGUUCGAUUUAUUCGAUUACCUAUACUUGCCACAGAUGGCGCGGGAGCAGCUGACUAAUGGGUGUGUUAUGUUUUGAUCGUUUAGUUCAGAAUACGCAUUCACUAAUGUUCGGACAUAUCCUCUUGCUUGUGCGGUCGCUAUGGGACAAUGUACUUAAUUGAUUGAUUGAUGUCCAUAUAAUUAUAACUGUGUAGAUGACGACUGGCUUUAUUGGUUAACUCCAAUAAAUAUCACAAUUUUUUGAAGCUGGAACGCGAUCUGUCCGUCAUACGUACUACCUAUGUCUAGACUAACUUUAAAUUUAUUUGUAAAUCAAAAUAACUGACACGCACAAUAUAACAUGUGUAUUUAUUGUCAAAAAAUGAAUACACGGAUCAGGCGUGUAACGCUGUAUGGGGGAUUUGAUAUUAAGGCUAAGAAAUAUAAAACAUAAACUCAUCGCGUCGUUUACCAAGAAGAGAACAUCGUCUGCCGACGUGCCUUACUGAGUGUAAGCGAACCUACGGAUAGUGAUGGUAAUACAGGCGACAGAGUGACCUUAAAAAGUCUUCAUGAAACUUUUUUCAAAAUUCUGACAUAUGGGUUCAGUGACCUCGUGCAGCGCGGGGUAGGACAUCGCCUGCCAACUUCGCAUUAAAUGACUGGUUGACGACGUAAAUUCCACACACUCUUAAUUAUUUUUGUUUCUUGUACGUUCGUAUGUUCGAUUGAGUUGAGAUCUUGGAGGCGCGCUAGUUUUAAUAAAUUACGUAGGUACUUCAUCGGUUAAGUGCAGAACGUAACUACCUUUUAUAAAUUUAAUGUUUUAAUGUAUAAUUACGUGAUGAAUUCACUUGUAGGUAAGACUCACGAUUAGUUGUAAGUUUUAUGGAAUAAAUAAUUAUUAUUUUUGAA